AUGGAGCGCAAGAUGUCGAGCCCUAUGGCGCCGCCCUUUAUGGUCUCAGCACCGGGCAAAGUCAUUGUCUUUGGAGAGCACUCGGUCGUCCACGGCAAGGCUGCCAUUGCUGCCGCCAUUUCCCUCCGAUCCUACCUCCACGUCACCACCCUGUCCAAGUCGAAGCGCACCGUCUCACUCCGAUUCCCGGACAUUGACCUCGUCCACUCGUGGAACAUUGACGACCUACCAUGGGCGGCCUUCCAGCAUCCCCUUAAGAAGAAGUCAUACUACUCCCUUGUCACUGAGCUUGAUCCCGACCUUGUCGAUGCUAUCCAACCGCAUAUUGCUGUCGUCUCCGCCGAUCGACCAGAAGAGAUCCGCAGGGUCCAUCGCAACUCCGCAUCCGCUUUCCUAUACCUCUUCCUCUCGCUAGGAUGGCCAUCAUUCCCUGGCUGCCUAUACACCCUUCGAUCGACGAUACCGAUUGGCGCUGGUUUGGGCAGCAGCGCAUCCAUAUCUGUCUGCAUCUCGUCAGCCCUUUUGCUCCAGCUACGCACUCUGUCUGGCCCUCACCCUGAUCAACCCCCCGACGAGGCCCGACUCCAGGUGGAGAGAAUCAACCGAUGGGCAUUUGUGUCAGAGAUGUGCAUCCACGGCAACCCCUCGGGUGUAGACAACACCGUCGCGACACAGGGCAAGGCCGUCGUAUUCCAGCGCACCGACUAUUCCAAGCCCCCAGCUGUACGCCCUCUCUGGGACUUCCCUGAACUGCCCCUCUUGCUGGUGGACACAAGGCAGGCUAAGUCCACUUCACACGAGGUGGCCAAGGUGGCUAAGCUCAAGGACGAACACCCCAAACUUGUCGGGACCAUCCUGGAUGCCAUGGACAAGGUGACCGUAGCAGCAUCAAACGUGAUUGAGGAUCCGAAGUUCGAUAAUGAGGAAGAAGAAUCUCUCCAAAAGCUUGGUGAAUUAAUGACCAUCAAUCAUGGUCUUUUGGUGUCUCUCGGCGUAUCUCAUCCCAGGCUAGAGCGAGUACGGGAACUCGUUGAUCACGAGGGUUUGGGCUGGACCAAGCUUACGGGUGCGGGAGGCGGCGGUUGCUCCAUAACGCUCCUUCGACCCGAUGCCCCACGCGAGAAGCUCGAGAAACUCGAGCGGCAACUCGAGGAUGAGAAUUACGCUCGUUUCGAGACGACUCUAGGAGGCGAUGGAGUCGGUGUGCUCUGGCCUGCCGUCCUUAAGAAUGGAACGGAAGAGGACCGCGAAGGUGGCAUGGAGAUUGAUCUGGAGAAGUUCCUCAACGCCAAUGGCAACGAGGGUGUCGAGAAGCUGGUUGGAGUCCACACGGAUGGUGGCGAGAGAGAAGGUUGGAAGUUUUGGCGUGUCGAGAGCCGGUAA
This is a messenger RNA of Ilyonectria robusta, 1383 nucleotides long. RefSeq names its product ribosomal protein S5 domain 2-type protein. Gene Ontology annotation, biological process: ergosterol biosynthetic process; isoprenoid biosynthetic process. The coding region runs from base 1 to 1383 and encodes 460 amino acids. Lineage: Eukaryota; Fungi; Ascomycota; Sordariomycetes; Hypocreales; Nectriaceae. Gene Ontology annotation, molecular function: ATP binding; mevalonate kinase activity. The transcript is spliced from 2 exons. The record is from RefSeq and is a predicted model, not a curated record. Gene Ontology annotation, cellular component: cytoplasm.